Peromyscus californicus insignis is the source of this 6638-nucleotide messenger RNA. It is a transcript of the gene Sbno2, whose product is annotated as strawberry notch homolog 2. The transcript is spliced from 29 exons. Lineage: Eukaryota; Metazoa; Chordata; Mammalia; Rodentia; Cricetidae. Gene Ontology annotation, biological process: regulation of DNA-templated transcription. Gene Ontology annotation, cellular component: nucleus. Bases 2440 to 6213 code for a protein of 1257 amino acids. The record is from RefSeq and is a predicted model, not a curated record. Gene Ontology annotation, molecular function: chromatin DNA binding; histone binding.
AUUGAGAUCUGCUGUCACUGGCCGUUGAGACUUCGCCUCAGAGUUGUGUCUGGAGGUGACUUUUCCAUAGCCAGGGGGGCGGCAUGAGGAAGGCUGAGGUUACCACGGUCUGUGUCCCACGGGUCCGUCGUCUGCCUCCAUGGGCUCUCAUGCCCGCCUCACAGCCUGCAUUGUGGCGGGACCUCCCUGCAGGCCUCACUCAAGCCCUCUGUAGCCUGUGCUGGCAGAAAAGCCCCCCACAGGUCACAGGAAAGGGUCAGAAUCCCGUUCCCCAUGGGUCACCAGGGCAUCUGCCCCGCCAGCCCCUCUCACUGCCACCCAGGGACUCCCAGCAGCCAGCUGUCCCAGGGCAGCGCCAGGGCAGCGGCACAUGUCUGUCACCCCGUCUCUCCAGAAGUGUAGAGUGUGGUGUCAUCAGGCUCCUCAGACACAGCGAGGAGGCCAUGCCUGUCAGCCCGCAUCUCCUUGCCUCGUCUGCCUUCUGUCUUCGUCUGUGUGUCUGUCUCUCUGUGUGUUAGUCAGGGUUCUAGAAGACAGAGCAAUGAAUGAACAUAUAAUAUAUAUUACACACACACACAUAGAUGUAGAUACAGACAUGUGGCCAUUUGGUAGUGUGGCUUAUAGGCUGUGGUCUGGGUAGUCCUAAUCCAAGCGUGAUUGUCUCCAGCAGUUGCUCAGUCCACAAACAGGUCUCAGCAGUCCCAGUCCAGCGCUGGAGUCCUGGAGGGUUCCUGGGGAACUGCUGGUCUCAGUCUGCACUGGGAUCCGGGGAAGUGGGCUCUCACACCAGUGAAGGAAGCCUCAGCCGCAGGGCAGAGGAGCCUGCCAGCCAGAGCGGGCAAGCAGGUGGAGAGCAAACGCGGCCUCCUCCUGUGGGCUGCCGCCGGAGGGUGUGGCCUGCCGCCGGAGGGUGUGGCCUGCCGCCGGAGGGUGUGGCCUGCCGCCGGAGGGUGUGGCCCGGGUGAGGGUCCCGUCAGGAGAGCCCCCACAGGUGUACCCAGCUGCUUGGGUUAGUUGUUCCAGAUGUGGUUGAGCUGGCAACAAGAUCAGCCAUCACACUCUGUCUCUGUAUUGUCUCCCUGUCUCGUCUCUGCCCUCUGUCUUCGUGUCUCUGUCUCCAUCUCUUCUGAUGCCGGAGGCCCACACCUGCCUCCUCCCUGUGGUCAGAGCUCCCUGAGGCCUGUCCCCCCGCCAGCUGUGCUCUUGUGGUCUGCUCCUUGUCUGAACCCUGUUUGUCCCAACACACCUGGCGACAUGGUGGCUAGCUGUUACCUCUCAUGGCAGAUGGCCAUGUCCAUCCAGAGGAUGAGCAUUUAUUGAGUACCUGCUGUAACGUGUGUCCUGCACACACUGUCCCCAAGAUGCCUGUGCCCUGUCCACAGAAGCUUGGACCCAGGGGACUCUAUUAAAACCACUGGUUGUGGGACCGAGCUUGUCACCUGCCUCCACCUCCACCACCUCUGCAGGCCGUGGAUGGCCUGGAAUUCCAUGGAACAAGGAGGACAGACUUGAGCCAAGCGUCAUGGCAGGGCAGAAGGGACAUGAAGAGUGCUUCAGUGAGAGCCCUGAGCUGGGGACCUCUCCCUAGAGCUCAGAGGGAGGCAGGACGGUGAGAGUCAAGAGCCCAGGGGCUGGCAGGGUGUGGUGCCAGCCCCACCCACCUGGUAUAGAGUUCCUGCCCUGUAGGCCCAGGCCUCUGUGCUCUGUAUGGACGUGUUCACCACUGCAGUGGGAGCCAGGAGUCGGACAGAAAACCCAGCCCUGCCCCGAGCCAGCAGAGAAGAAACCCUCAGGCAGCUGGGCACUAAUCACAAGCCCUCCAGUUUCCUGCUAGAAGAAGCACAAAGAGAAAGGAGAUGAGCCAUGUGACUUCCCCCUCUAAGGAGAAAGUCCUCCUGUCGUCCUAGCUCGGAGCUAGGCAGGAGGAUAGUCUUGGGUGUUCCUGGGCUACACCUCGAGAUUCCGCCUCAAAGCAACAAGAAAACUGCAACAGGAAAAGAAACAGAAGAAACCCAGAGUAGUGUCCGUCAUUCUGCCUGUCCCUUCCUCGUGGAGAGGAGCCUCCUGUGCUCAUGGCAGCUUGGAAGUCACCUCUGCUGUGAGCUGUGGGAGUCCCCUCCCCCAGCAUGGGGUCGGCUCCCAGGACACCUUCGACACCUGGGGCCCCAGUAGCUGUUGACUGGACCCGUCUUAUGCGGUGGUCACUUGGGGCUCCUGCGGAGUGUCCUGAGUUCCUGACCGUACCUCCUGGAGCCCUGCCUUCCUUUUCAGCCAGCCCCAGCCCUCAGUCACCUGCUUCUGCAAGGAAAGGGCCCCGUGCAUCCCUGCUCCGCCUUCCAUCUCCAGGUGGCAUGGAGCCCCUACCCCAUGGGCUCUGAUAUCCCUGCUGGAUGACCGGAACAGUUCCACAGACCCCUGUGGGCAUAGCCCACCUGGGCCAUGCAGGACCCCUCAUGCCUCGAGGACCUCUCCAAUGCCUCCAUCUUCUCGUCCUCUGUGGAUUCCCUGUCAGACAUCCCUGACACACCUGACUUCGGCCAUGUCGACAGCCUCAAUGAGGUGUCCACCAUCUGGGACGUCAGCACCACCUCAGCCCCCCAUGACAAGCUGUUCGUGCCUAGUGCGCCACUCUCAACUCUGGAAGACCCAGUUUCCAGCACCCCGCUUCUCAUCAGCUACCAGUCUCACAGCCAGCCUGAGGAGGAGGAGGCGGAGGAGGAGGAGGCGGCAGAGGAACUGGGCCAUGCUGAGACCUAUGCAGACUACGUACCAUCCAAGUCUAAGAUUGGGAAACAGCAUCCAGACCGUGUGGUGGAGACCAGUACCCUGUCCAGCGUUCCUCCCCCAGACAUCACCUACACCCUGGCACUACCCACCUCGGACAACGGGACCCUGUCUGCCCUACAGCUGGAAGCCAUCACCUAUGCCUGCCAGCAACAUGAGGUCCUGCUGCCCAGUGGGCAGCGUGCUGGUUUCCUGAUUGGGGAUGGAGCUGGCGUGGGCAAGGGCCGCACAGUGGCUGGCAUCAUAGUGGAGAACUACCUGCGGGGCCGGAAGAAGGCUUUGUGGUUCAGUGCCUCCAAUGACCUCAAGUACGAUGCAGAACGGGACCUGAGAGACAUCGAGGCCCCAGGCAUCGCGGUGCACGCUUUGAACAAGAUCAAGUACGGUGACAACACUACCUCAGAGGGUGUCCUCUUUGCCACCUACUCCGCCCUGAUCGGAGAAAGCCAGGCAGGUGGACAGCAUCGCACGCGCCUCCGCCAGAUCCUGCAGUGGUGUGGCGAGGCCUUUGAUGGCGUGAUUGUGUUUGAUGAGUGCCAUAAAGCCAAGAAUGCCAGUUCUACCAAGAUGGGCAAGGCCGUGCUAGACCUGCAGAGCAAACUGCCCCAGGCCAGGGUGGUGUACGCCAGCGCCACAGGUGCUUCCGAACCCCGCAACAUGAUCUACAUGAGCCGCUUGGGCAUCUGGGGUGAGGGCACACCCUUCCGAACCUUCGAGGAGUUCCUGCACGCCAUUGAGAAGAGGGGAGUGGGCGCCAUGGAGAUUGUGGCCAUGGACAUGAAGGUCAGUGGCAUGUACAUCGCACGCCAGCUCAGCUUUUCAGGGGUCACCUUCCGCAUUGAAGAGAUCCCGCUGUCCCCCGCCUUCGAGCAGGUCUACAAUCGGGCAGCCCGGCUGUGGGCCGAGGCUCUGAGCAUCUUCCAGCAGGCGGCCGACUGGAUCGGCCUGGAGUCCCGCAAGUCCCUGUGGGGUCAGUUCUGGUCGGCACACCAGCGCUUCUUCAAGUACCUGUGCAUCGCCGCCAAAGUGCAGCGGCUAGUGGAGCUGGCCCAACAGGAGCUGAGCCAGGACAAGUGUGUGGUCAUCGGGCUGCAGUCCACAGGGGAGGCGCGGACCCGCGAGGUGCUGGAUGAGAAUGAGGGUCGCCUGGACUGCUUUGUCUCCGCUGCAGAAGGCGUCUUCCUGUCCCUGAUUCAGAAGCACUUCCCUUCCACCAGGAGGAGGCGGGACCGGGCAGGCGGAAAGAGGAAAAGACGGCCUCGGGGUCGCGGCACCAAGGCUCCUAGACUGGCGCUGGAGGCCUCGGGAGUUAUCCGUAUCAGUGACGGUAGCAGCACAGAGUCAGAUGCCGGCCUGGAUAGCGACUUCAAUUCCUCCCCAGAGUCACUGCUAGAUGACGAUGUCGUCAUCGUGGACGCCCCCAUGCUCCCCACAGAUGACCGAGGUCCCCUGUACCCACUUCAGAGAGACCUGCAGGGCCCUGGCGUCCUGGAGCGUGUCGAACGGCUGAAACAGGGCCUGCUGGCCAAGGUGCGCGCAUUGGGCCGCGAGCUGCCCGUGAACACGUUGGACCAGCUCAUCCACCAGCUUGGGGGUCCUGAGUGUGUGGCUGAGAUGACAGGCAGGAAAGGCCGCGUGGUGUCCAGGCCCGAUGGGUCAGUGGUCUUUGAGUCCAGAGCGGAACAGGGCCUGUCCAUCGACCACGUGAACCUCAGGGAGAAGCAGCGCUUCAUGAGUGGCGAGAAGCUUGUGGCCAUCAUCUCCGAGGCUUCCAGCUCCGGAGUCUCCCUUCAAGCCGACCGCCGGGUGCAGAACCAGCGACGCCGGGUACACAUGACCCUGGAGCUGCCUUGGAGCGCAGACCGCGCCAUUCAGCAGUUUGGCCGCACCCACAGGUCCAACCAGGUCUCAGCCCCCGAGUAUGUCUUCCUCAUCUCGGAGCUGGCAGGGGAGCGCAGGUUCGCCUCCAUUGUGGCCAAGCGGCUGGAGAGCCUGGGUGCGCUGACCCACGGAGAUCGCCGGGCCACCGAAUCCCGAGACCUGAGCAAGUAUAACUUCGAGAACAAGUACGGCACCCGUGCGCUCAGUCGCGUCCUCACCACGAUCCUGGGCCAGACGGACAACAGGGUGCCUCUGCCCCAGGGCUACCCUGGAGGGGAUGCCGCCUUCUUCCGGGACAUGAAGCAGAGCCUGCUGUCCGUGGGCAUCGGGGCUCGGGAGUCGCGCACCGGCUGCUUGGAUGUGGAGAAGGACUGCUCCAUCACCAAGUUCCUGAACCGCAUCCUGGGGCUGGAGGUGCACAAGCAGAACGCUCUGUUCCAGUAUUUCUCCGACACUUUUGACCACCUCAUCGAGAUAGACAAGAAGGAGGGCAGAUACGACAUGGGCAUUCUGGACCUGGCCCCUGGCAUCAACGAGAUCCAUGAAGAAAGCCAGCAGGUGUUCCUGGCACCUGGGCACCCACAGGAUGGCCAGGUGGUCUUCUACAAGAUCAGCGUGGACCGCGGUAUGAAGUGGGAAGAGGCGUUCACCAGGUCUCUGGAGCUCCAAGGCCCCCAUGACGGCUUCUACCUCUCCAAGGUACGAGGCAGCAAGACGAGCUGCCUCCUGGCAGAACAGAACCGCGGCGAGUAUUUCACCGUGUACAAGCCGAACAUCGGCCGCCAGAGCCAGCUGGAGACCCUGGACAGUCUGUGCCGCAAGUUCCACCAGGUCACCGCGGAGGCGGCCCGGGAGCCCUGGGAGAGCAGCUACGCGCUGUCGCUGGAGCACUGUAGCCACACCACCUGGAACCAGCGCUGCCGCCUGGCGCAGGAGGGCAAGGGCUGCGCCCAGGGCCUGCGCCUCCGCCACCACUACAUGCUGUGCGGGGCGCUGCUGCGCGUGUGGGGCCGCAUCGCCGCCGUCAUGGCCGACGUCAGCAGCAGCAGCUACCUGCAGAUCGUGCGCCUCAAGACCAAGGACAAGAAGAAGCAAGUGGGCAUCAAGAUCCCCGAGGGCUGCGUCCACCGCGUACUGCAGGAGCUGCAGCUGAUGGAUGCCGAGGUGAAGCGCCGCAGCGCCCAGGGGCUGGCCGCGCGCCCACCCACUCCACGCAUGAUCGCGCUUCCUUGCGGUCCUGGUGAGGUGCUGGACUUGACCUACAGUCCCCCAGCCGAGGCUUUCCCGCCGCCUCCACGCUUCGCCUUCCCUUCGCUGCCGCCCCCAGACCCCAGCUCUCUGAUGCUGGGUGCGAGAGACCCUGCAGCCAACCCCGCGGAGCUGGCACACCAGGGCUGCGACAUCAAUUUCAGGGAAGUGUUGGAGGACAUGCUCCGCUCUCUGCGCGCGGGUCCCACUGAGACCCCUCCGCCUCUGGUGGGCGUGGGCGGUGGGGGCACAGAGCGGCAGAGCGUCAUCCACUUCAGCCCGCCUUUCCCGAACUCAUAGGCGGCCACCGUGGCCCCUGGAUUACAACUGUCCUGGGCAGCAAGGCCCACCGGCUCCUCUGCGAGCAGAGAGGUUCCCACGACUACUGAGGGCACUGGCACAGGGCCUUCCCCGCCAGCCGGGUGCGGGGCCUCGGCCUCCCCUGGGCUGCUCCAGCCACGCCCAGCCUGGAGGCCGUGGGGUUUGGUGGUCCCAGAGAGCUGGUAACUCAGGAAAUCCGGUGCUGAGGCCCCACCGCCUAUGGGGGCUCCACGGGGCAGACCCGUUAAUAUAUGCAAUCCCCUGCUCCCUAAAUUAUUGUCCCCCGCCUCUUACUAGCCCCGGAAUCCGUGGGCAGCCGGCGGGCCCUGGUUUCUAUGUAUUUAUAAUGAACUCUGGUGUACAUAUGUAAAGAUCUUUUUUAAAAUAUAUGUGCCUUUUGCCUA